AUGGCGUCCACCGGCCCGUUUCCGCCGCCGCCGUACGGCGCGUCCGCCACCUACGGCGCAUCCCGCGUCGCCCCGCCAGCUCGUCCCGAUGUGCCGCACGGCUCGGCUCCAAUGCCCCAGCUCUCGUACGUUGCCGCCCCACCGCCGGCGCUCUCUGGCCAGUUCGUCGUUGCCCCGCCACCGGUGCCGACUCUGCCCGUCGACCCCUUGCUGUUGCGUGGGGCGUUCGACGCGCUUGUGUACGGGGCUCCCGGGUACUGGUGGGGGUCGUCAGCAGGCCCGCCCUCGCCCGCUGGGCAGCAGCCAGACGGCGCCCGGCACCUACAGCAUCUGUCAGCGGGCCAGCAGGUUUUUCCGGCGGGCCAUCCGGCCUACCCGGCACCGCAGUCGCAGCUAGGGCUACUUCCCAUACCGUCUGGCGAGUACCCACCACCGCAGCCGAGCGGCGGCUAG
Molecule: messenger RNA, 453 nt
Organism: Aegilops tauschii subsp. strangulata
Lineage: Eukaryota; Viridiplantae; Streptophyta; Magnoliopsida; Poales; Poaceae
Source: RefSeq, a predicted model, not a curated record